Molecule: messenger RNA, 1780 nt
Organism: Aspergillus heteromorphus CBS 117.55
Lineage: Eukaryota; Fungi; Ascomycota; Eurotiomycetes; Eurotiales; Aspergillaceae
Product: acyl--CoA ligase
Exons: 4
Coding region: 151-1689 (512 amino acids)
Biological process (GO): fatty acid metabolic process
Molecular function (GO): medium-chain fatty acid-CoA ligase activity
Source: RefSeq, a predicted model, not a curated record
CGAUUUUCCUCCUUCCAUCAUCCUCAACAAAAACAAAAGAACUAUCUACACAGAGCCUCGUCUUCGUCAACUACAUUGUUUCCAAUCCCCCCCCGGAAUCCCUGUCAGCCAAGACCGAAGCGCUACCACCCUGCAGCAUACUAAAACACAAUGGCGACAUUGGCGCGGUCAUUCUCCUCCGAUAGCGCGGACAUCGCUGUCCUAGUCCCUAACAAAUCCAAUCCACUAUCGAUCUCCUAUCAGCAGCUGCACAACCAUAUCGCUCAGUUCCAAGCUAAGCUCGCUAGACUCGGGGUAGGCCAUGGGGCCGCCGUGUCACUGGCUCUGGUGAACUCGUACGAGUUCAUAGUGGCCUUCCUGGCCGCCUCGUGGCAACGAGCCAUCGCCGCCCCGCUGAAUCCGGCCUAUAAGCAGGAAGAAUUCGAAUUCUACAUCGAUGAUCUGAGCUCCACUCUCGUCCUGAUCCCCAGAGGAUCCUACAUCAAGGAUGGUCCGGCCGUUCGCGCAGGCAGGAAAUACCAGGCCGCCAUCGCGGAGUGCUAUUGGAACGGCUCGGAAAUCGUCCUGGAUGUCAAGGAACAAGGAAAGCUUCAGGGCAAUGGAGGCGUGGGUAUCCAGGAAGCCCAGCCGGAUGAUGUUGCUCUUGUCCUACACACCAGCGGAACGACUGGCCGGCCCAAAGCUGUUCCCCUCACCCACAAGAACCUCACAACAACAACGAGAAACAUCCAAGCCACAUACAACCUCACCCCAGCAGACCGAACAUACCUAGUGAUGCCCUUAUUCCACGUCCACGGCCUCCUGGCCGGGUUCCUCGCCCCCCUCUCAUCAGGAGGCUCGGUAAUCGUGCCGACGAAAUUCUCCGCCUCGGAAUUCUGGCCCGACUUCAUCACCCACAAAGCAAACUGGUACACAGCCGUCCCUACAAUCCACCAAAUCCUCCUCAAGACCGCCGUCCCCAACCCGGUCCCCCAAAUCCGGUUCAUCCGCUCCUGCUCCUCGCCCCUCUCCCCCAAAACCUUCCAGGAACUGGAGAAAACCUUCAACGCCCCCGUCCUAGAAGCCUACGCCAUGACCGAAGCCGCCCACCAAAUGACCAGCAACCCGCUCCCCCCCGCAAAACGCCAACCCGGCAGCGUAGGUCUCGGACAGGGCAUGGAAGUCCGGAUCCUAGACGACGCCGGCAAGGAGGUCGCGCAGGGCAAGGAGGGCGAGAUCUGCGUGCGCGGCGAGAACGUCACGAAGGGGUACCUGAACAACCCGUCCGCGAACAAGUCGUCCUUCACCAAGGACGGGUUCUUCCGCACGGGCGACCAGGGAAAGAAAGAUGCGGACGGAUACGUGAUCAUCACGGGCCGUAUCAAGGAGUUGAUUAACAAGGGCGGGGAGAAGAUCAGUCCCAUCGAGCUGGAUAAUACGCUUCUGCACCAUCCGAAGGUGGCGGAAGCGGUGUGCUUCGCUAUUCCUGAUGAGGGACACUAUGGCGAGGAUAUUGGCGCAGCGGUCGUCUUGAAGAGCCGUGGGGGCGCCUCGGAGGCUGAGCUGAAGGCGUGGGUGGAGUCGAAGUUGGCGAAGUUCAAGACGCCUAGACAGGUGUGGAUAGUCUCGCAGAUCCCUAAGACGGCUACGGGCAAGAUCCAACGGCGCAAGGUCGCUGAAGCGAUGCUGAAGGUCAAGGCCAAGCUGUAAGCGUUUGUAUACAUACGGGCUCCCCUAGAAGUAAAUAUUCAUGUAGAGUGAGUGUCAUAAACACAUUGAUAGAAAUCAUUGAGGCUAGAUU